This is a messenger RNA of Canariomyces notabilis, 534 nucleotides long. RefSeq lists its product as uncharacterized. The record is from RefSeq and is a predicted model, not a curated record. The transcript has a single exon. The coding region runs from base 137 to 421 and encodes 94 amino acids. NCBI's taxonomy places the organism in Eukaryota, Fungi, Ascomycota, Sordariomycetes, Sordariales, Chaetomiaceae.
UGGGUAACCCGUCUCUGCUUGCGAUCCAAGCCCCCUGUUGACGGCGACAGAACCAGACCACCAUCACCGGCCUGCUGAGUUAGCGGCUUAUUGCCUUUCAUAAAUCAUAUAUGGGACAGGGAAUUACGGAUAGUUGAUGGCGCGAAUCCCUCCAGUCUGCUGCCAGCCGAUGCCAGCGAAGGGAAGAGAUCUGUCUGUCCGCCCGACCUACAGCGCGAGCUUUGGGGCUGUAUCGGCACGGAAUCGGCCGAGGCAUGUGAGUUCGCGCCUCCUGGGCGGACUGCGCCGUCGAUGUGACGCUAGCCAGUCAUUAUGUGCCUGCCACAAGGUACGGCUCAGCUUGUACGGAUAUGUAGCAGUACACCUGUGCCAGGUGUUCAGAGAAAGUAUCAGGAAUGAUCUGGCUGAGCCCAACUAUUGAGCUGCUCCGAUAUUUGCCUAAGGAAGCCAGUGCAUGAGCCAACGGGUAGUCGGAGCUCACCAGCUCACCCAGCAUGCAGUGCUACUCUACCCCUCUCGAGGGAUUUCUGAUGG